Molecule: messenger RNA, 2352 nt
Organism: Salvia miltiorrhiza (redroot sage)
Lineage: Eukaryota; Viridiplantae; Streptophyta; Magnoliopsida; Lamiales; Lamiaceae
Exons: 19
Coding region: 475-1848 (457 amino acids)
Biological process (GO): RNA methylation; regulation of DNA-templated transcription
Molecular function (GO): RNA binding; methyltransferase activity
Source: RefSeq, a predicted model, not a curated record
UGCCAAGGGUUGUCUGCUCUACUUGUGUCGCAGAGGUGAAGCAUAACAAGCGGAGGACUUUCAGAGACAACUCGGCUACAACUUCGACCACUAGAAUUAAAACCGGUCGUCCACAAACUUCAACUACUGGAGGUAGAGGAGUCAUUCCAAUGGUGCAGGCAAUGCUCGGAAGCUGAAUUUGGAAAUAUCGCCUCAUAGAGCUGUUCAUGUUGCCUAUGUAGCAGUACUGCAAUAGCAAUAAACUAUGAGCGCGGGAAGUUUAAGUUCUCUAUGUACCAUGUGGUGAUGGGGUUUGCCGUUGAUUAUGGACUCCCCAGUUGCUACUUACUACACUUUAUCACCUUCCCUAUAUGAUUCAUAAACUUGUUAACUGUACUUCUGCAUUCUAAUAAUUAUUUGGAAAUUAUGCUAAACUGGUGAAAAAUUAUAAACAGCCUUGUUUUAUAUCCUUAAAUAGUGUCUGCUGUGAGAUUGAUGCGGAUUGAGCUUGGUGGUGCAUUUGCUGACCUGUUGAAUGAGCAAGGCAAGGGUUCAGGGGAUAAUGAGAUGGGAUAUGUUGAGAGAACUCUUGGCUUCCGUACCCGUCAUCUAGAAGAUAGAGAUCUUCGGCUGGUUACAGAAAUUGUUGGGGGUACCACCCGUUGGAAAAGAUACCUUGAUCAUUUGAUUCUUUCCCUUUGUCAUGAUGAAAACACCAUCAGAAAUAUGGAACCUCUUCUACUUCAGAUUCUUCGAAUUGGUUUUUAUGAGAUCCUAAAGCUUGAAAUGCCUCCAUAUGCGGUUGUUGAUGAGAAUGUGAAGCUUGCAAAAGCUGCACUAAGAGUUGGUGCUGGUAAUAUGGUUAAUGCGCUAUUAAGGAAGCUAGUGUUGCUUAAGGAGAAAAGCUUGCUCCCCGAACCAAAAGUAGAUGGUGAUGACAGGCAGCGAGCACGUGCCUUGGCCACCAUUCAUUCUCAUCCUGUUUGGAUGGUGAGACGAUGGAUUAAUCACCUUGGUCUUGAUGAAGCUAUCAAGUUUAUGACAUGGAAUAACACUGAUCCUGGUUUCAGCAUCAGAGCAAACACAGGUAAAGGCUUCACAAGGGCAGAUCUUGUUGGAGAACUUGAAAAGUUAAAGGUUCCGUAUGAACUUUCUCAGCACUUGGAUGAUUUCGUUCGCAUAAGAACGGGGAUGCAGGUUAUCAUACAAGCUGGAUUACUGAAAAAGGGUUUCUGUUCAGUCCAGGAUGAGAGUGCAGGAUUGGUGGUUACAGUUGUGGAUCCAAAACCUGGUGAUAGCAUUAUUGACUGUUGUGCAGCCCCAGGCGGAAAGACUCUUUUCAUGGCCUCAUGUCUGAAGGGCCAAGGUAGCAUAAGCGCAGUUGAUGUAAACAAAGGCCGAUUGAGAAUCCUCAAAGAGACAGCCAAAUUGCAUGAACUUGAUCAAGUUAUCACUACCAUUCAUGCUGAUCUUCGUGCACUUGAUAGUAAUUGCUUGAAAGGUGAUAAAGUUCUGCUGGAUGCUCCUUGUUCUGGGUUGGGUGUACUAUCUAAGAGAGCAGAUUUACGCUGGAAUAGGAGACUGGAAGACAUGGAAGAACUUAUCAAUUUGCAAGAUGCACUUCUUGAUUCAGCUUCAAACUUGGUAAACCCUGGUGGAGUAUUAAUAUACAGCACCUGUUCAGUCGAUCCUGAUGAGAACGAAGAAAGAAUUGCUGCUUUUCUUCUGAGACAUCCGGAAUUCUAUGUAGAUCCGGUAGACAAAUACGUGUCUCCCCAAUUUGUCAGUGAAGGCGGAUUCUACAGCUCCAAUCCUGUCAAACACUCGCUCGAUGGAGCCUUUGCAGCUCGCCUCUUAAGAUCUACCUGACUUUACGGUUUUAGACAAUCAUUCGAGAAGAAUUACUCUCAGGAUGCAACUUCUCUGGAAGUAAAGUUGAAAGCUCAAGAUCUGAUAUUUCCUGGUUAAGCAAUUCUAAGCCCCUCUGAUCCAUUAUACACAAAGUUGGUAUGGAGGAUUGCAUUAGUUGAACGAAGCGCUUAAACCAGAGAGAAAUCACAAGAGAUCCCACCAAACUCCCUACUUGUGGAGAAGGGAAGGGAAGGGAAGAGCUUAAACAGUAACUAAAACCCACUCUUCGGGUCGGGUUGGAUUAUUCGACAUAACAAUGGAAAGCUGCUCACUUUUAGAGCUCAGAAGAUGCUAAAAAUUGGAACUUUGGGCUCUAGCUCAAAUAUAGACAGUAACUAAUGUUUAAUUUAGGAUUCAAUGUUAGGUAUGUAUUUUCCAGUUUGUAACACUGUCCCACAGUUGUGGCAGCAUUUGAAUUCACAUCUUCAAAAAAAUAGCUAUAAUCAAUCUAUCAAAGAAUCA